GACUUACACCCGGUUCUCCCUUCUCAUUGGCAGGCUGGGAUAGCAGUCAAGCGAGCCAGCGAGCCGCCGCGCGGGUGCCGAGCCUUAAAGUGCCAUGGGCUGAGCGGGUUCCCUUUUGGCCGACAUGGCGGCAGCUAGGGGCGGCUAUCCGCUCACGGAUGAUCUGUGCAACACUCAGAACUCUACAUCAACUACAGAUGGGCUCUCUUCAGCUUCAUUUAUAGAAUAUCCAAAGCACAAGCCAUUCAUUAAUUCAGAUUUGCAGCGUUCCCAAUGGAAACCAGUAGUUCCAUAUCCUGAAAGCCACAGCAGAGCAAUAUUUUCUGCUCUGAAGAAUCUCCAGGAAAAAAUUCAUCACCUGGAGUUGGAACGAUUUGAGGCAGAGGAGAAUGUGAAACACCUCAGCAGGGAAACAGCAAACUUCAAAAAAUUACUGAGUGAACAAAUGCAAGACAAAGAACGGGACAGGACUGAAGUGUCAAAGAAAAAUCAAGAACUGACUUCUCAGCUGGCAGCUGCUGAGUCUCGAUGCAGACUUCUAGAGAAACAGCUGGACUACAUGAGAAGCAUGAUCAAGCAUGCAGAAAAUGAGAAGUCACAUCUCUUGGAGAAACAGGGCUCCUUGGAGAGAAAUCGGCUUCUUGACCAAUCACAUGUUCGGUCUAAAUUGGAAAAGCUGGAUAUACUGGAAAAAGAGUACAACAGACUAACUACCAUGCAGUCCACAGCAGAGAAAAAAAUGAAAGAGCUGGAACAGAAGCUUUAUGAGGAAGAACAUGCAAGGAAGCUUGUUCAGGAAAAAGCAGCUGAGCUUCAGACAGGCCUGGAAACCAACAGACUACUGAUUCAAGCAGCAUCACCACUGCUUUCUCCAAAAGUAAGACAACCCAGGAGAAAAGCUAAGCAGCCAGAGAAGAAAUGCUCUGUCAGACAUUGCACUGUGCAGCCCCAUUACAGGUUGUGUCUGGGUGAUGUUCCCUUUGUGGCUGGGAAGUCUACUGGUCCCAGUCAUUCGGUUACUGCCAACGUGCAGCACGUGCUACACCUGAUGAAACAUCACACGAAAGCUUUGUGUAACAGACACGUGGUGAACGAUACUCCAGCAAAACCCACCAGCACUGGUCAUCCUGCCUGCAAAAGCAGGCGGCCAUCCCUGACAAUGGACUCGUCCUCAUCUCAGGAAGAGCUCUCAGAAGUGUUGCUGACUUUACAAGACGAAUUUGGACAGAUGAGUUUUGAUCACCAGCAGCUGUCAAAGCUCAUCCUGGAGGCCCCAACUGCUACAGUGAGGGAAGAGCUGGAGAAGGAACUUGAUGCACUGGUGGGAAGGAUGGAAGCAAAGGCAGACCAAAUCAGCAAAGUUCGGAAGCAUCGUUUGCAGCUAGAGAGACUUAAGAGAGAAUGCAAGUCCAGAAAGACUUCUGCUAAACAAAUAAAAGACAGCAGGUUCCCAGUCAGUGAGGUUAAAGUAACAACAACAGUAACCACAAAAGGAAAGAAUGCAGGUCCCAUCAAAGUGAAGCCUGGAGAAAAGAGUCGGAGAAAUCUUCAGUUGCUGAGAGACAUGCAGACCUUACAGACUUCUCUACAGAAAGAUGAUGUCAGCUGGGACUACUGACUCUUCUGCAGGAGAUGUUCUUGAAGCAUCCUGGCCAAACUUACUAUUGGAUCUAAAGCACCUGCCUUUCUUGCUGUGUGGAAGAGACUACUGUAUGCUAAGCACACUUUUGAAAUACAGGCUUACAGGCUCUUGGCUCUCCAUCCCUGCAUUUGAUUGUAUAUAUUAUGGUCUAGCUUAAAUCAAAUUCUAUUUUCAAGGUACAUGGCCAGUGAAUCUUAACAGUAGGGUUCCCCCGGUUCCCUGUGUUAUGGUUCCAGCAGUCCUUCUGUUUUUGUUCCAGCACACCAAGCACUGCACAUGUAUGUGGGUUGGUGUGUGUGUGUGUGAUGUGCCAAUGCCGUUUCUUGCUGUUGAUCCGGGAGGCCUCUUGGGAUGCAUCUCGUGUGAAAACAGUGCUGCAGUCCUGGGUGUUGAGGGCUUUUGUCAGUUCUGUUCUGUGUGCAGCUGCAUCUCUGGGAGUGUCUGAGGAGAACAGGUAAAACCCCUUCAGAGGUGUUCUGUGGGGCUCUCUUCAAAAAGCAUCCCUGGUUCUUGAUCUGCUACAUGCAUUAUUUAGCAUCAGUGGGGGUGGAUGUUUGAGUGCUUAGAAAAGGAGCAAAGUAGCUUAUGAAUUACAUUGCUGGAUGAUCAAGUGAAAUUUUCCUACAGAAAUUCUGCCUUAGGAAAAUGCUGUAGGGUAGGGGGUAAAGGAGUGAGAGAAACCACACAGGUGUUUUAAACUGCAAGUGCCUCAGUUGUGCCAUUUGGUCCUGGCAUCUUGCUUUUAACUUAAGUAUGUGCUUUGAUGAGCUAUCAGCUUUGGUAGUAGUGCAAUUAAGUUUGUGCUCUGACUUGCACAGCUGAUUAAAUGUUAUUUAUUAUGUUAAUAAUGUAAAGAAUUUCCUGUUAAUGGAAUGUAUAGAAGACCCAGAUUACCUGUAUAUACAGCUGAAAAAUAAUAAAGCUAGCGUGCCUGUUGAAUAAAUUGUGGGAAAGCUGCA
Serinus canaria (Common canary) is the source of this 2601-nucleotide messenger RNA. It is a transcript of the gene CEP57, whose product is annotated as centrosomal protein 57. Gene Ontology annotation, molecular function: gamma-tubulin binding; identical protein binding; microtubule binding. The record is from RefSeq and is a predicted model, not a curated record. Lineage: Eukaryota; Metazoa; Chordata; Aves; Passeriformes; Fringillidae. Bases 125 to 1618 code for a protein of 497 amino acids. The transcript is spliced from 11 exons. Gene Ontology annotation, cellular component: centrosome.